GUUGCUUUGCUCUACCGUCCUGAAAGAAAAGCACAGCAGGACUACAGUAACGAGGUGCAAUUUCUUAGAAAUGUUUAACAAAAAAACAACAAACAACAUAAGGAGUGCGCCAAAAAGGACUUCAACUGAAAGCUACUUCUAAAAUGAGAAAUUAAAUCUUGUUCAUCUGUAAUAGUAUAUCUCUGCUUUCCACCUCACAGCCUCGCUGUGCACACCAACAGUAAUUUCCGACGCGUUCCUGCCCUUGGUUUGGAGCCCAGUGCAACAUUGUCCGUUGCCAACAGCACCAGAGGGACCCAUUUCAUAUUUGGACCUGCGUCGUCGUCUGCUGCUGCUGCUGCUGCUGCUGCUGCUGCUGCUGCUGCUGUGACUGCUCUGACAUUGGCUCAGAUUGAGACUAGGGCGCAAAUUGCCCUCCAGCAGGUUGCCACUCUUGCAACCAUAACUAUUGGCAACCAGUAUCACAACAACGGAUUGUCAGUAGCAUUGCUUCCUCAUCUGGCUCUCCUGAACUUUCAUCAGGUAUAUGCGGUUGGGGCAAACAUUAACAACAAAAUCUACAGAAAAAAUCAACGGAAUCCGUCUUCUGCCAUGUACCACCACCACAACCAGCAACAAGGGCCACCGCCCUUCUCUAAUGGGUCAAGGCCUCCCCAUCAUCAGCCAGCUCAAACUCCACAUGCAAAUCGUUCUCCCUCCAAUAUGUUGUCCAUGGGUUUCCAGUUUCCUCGUCCCACCCAGCUCCCUGCGGAGCUAGAGUCUGCCCUGGCUAUCCGGGGUGCUAGGGACAUGGACCACCGCCUCAUUGACCACACAAACCGACAGAACCAAGGCUCAGGUUCUGGUAUCAGCCAACAUGGAAGCUACGGCUCCAACCAAAUAACACCUACCCCUGAUAAUCAGCCUGACCAUCAGCAAGGAGUAGACUGGUCAAACUACCAACCUCCAUCUAAACUGUUUGCCAGUCCUCCACCUAGUAAUAGCCACCAGUCCCAGCGACACCAGGGGCCUCAACAGCAGCCACAGAGCAGCCAUGCUGGAACAAGCAUGCCAAACUGGAAUACCACUGACUCUGCUUCAUCCACAGCGCGACAUCCCCAUGGUGGCAGGAGUGGUGGCGGUGGGGAUGGUCAGGCUUUGUACACGCCUGAGAGUGCAGGAAGCAUCUUGGCUAGCUUUGGACUUUCUAAUGAGGACUUGGAAGUGCUGAGUCACUACCCAGAUGAUCAGCUUACCCCAGAUACUUUACCAUUCAUACUCCGUGACAUCCAGAUCAACAAGUCAGGCACCCAGAAGACUGUGGCUCCCACAACCUCCUCUGCGUUCUCACGUGGGAUCCAUGAUCCGUCUGCUUCCAACUCUUCAAAAUUGGCGCGUUCACGCUCACCGGAAGUGCCCAGUCUGUUGACUGUUACACAGACAGCAGGUAAAGUCAUCGACUAUGGUCAUGCAAGUCGGGCAAAGGAGGAGAACGAUACCAGAGAAACUUUUAAAAGAGAGCCACUCUCCAGCGAAAGGACAGUUAAAAUGUUCCCAUCUUCAUCAGCCUCAUCGGCUCCAAAAUUAGAAAAAACUGAAAAGCGACAGGUUCGUUUGGAACACAGUGAAUCAAGCAAGCACGGAGACCGGGACUAUCGCAGGGCGGAUAGCGACCAUCGCAAGAGCAAUCGAGCAUCAGGGGGAAGAUUUACACCAUCAUCCAAAUCUCGUAAUCUAAACCAAGACUACAGGCGUGAAGGACCCAAACCUAGGCCCUCACCUGAAACCAAGAACGAAGCUUCCUCGAGGCGGUCUCUCUCCUCUUCAUCUGGCUCCCAACCUCACAGCAGCAGCAGCAGCAAGAAGUUACCUACUCCCAUCAUGAUAAGUGAUUUCUCAGCUGUGUCUCCAAAGGUGUAUCCCCAUACCUGCUCCCUGUGCCACACUCAGUGUGAUCAGGAAAAGGACUGGUUUUACCAUAUAAACACCGUCAACCACACUGCUGCCUGCAGAGACCUGCUCAACAAGUACCCUGACUGGAAACCAAAUCCACCAAGGGGCGGACCACAGGGCAGCUCUCCAUCCCACUCUGUGCCUCGGUCCCUCUCUGGUUCUCCUCCUGCCGGCAGACGCAGGCUCGUGCCCCAUAGACCGCACACCAGGCCAUACACCAGGCCGUACUCGCCUCACCAGCCUCGACACCAACCCUACACAGAGCACAGCUAUCGACCCGGCUCUCGCAGCCCCACUCGAUCACACCAAGUCCCCCCUUUCUUCAGAGAGAACCGGCCUGAAAGGAGAGACAGUCAGGCAUCAGGUAAUGCCUGCAAGAUUUGGAGACAACCAUUUAUUUGUUUGAAAAUGUAUAAACAUAUCCUGGCUUCAUUCAACCUCACCGGGUCCUCCUCGGGGAGAAAACGCGCCUACUUGGGCUCCAGUGAAAAAAAAGAAGAGGUGGACAACAGGACUGAGCUAAAUCGGGCGUGGUAG
Messenger RNA from Notothenia coriiceps (black rockcod), 2469 nucleotides. RefSeq names its product zinc finger protein 638-like. The transcript has 6 exons. The coding region runs from base 592 to 2469 and encodes 625 amino acids. NCBI's taxonomy places the organism in Eukaryota, Metazoa, Chordata, Actinopteri, Perciformes, Nototheniidae. The record is from RefSeq and is a predicted model, not a curated record.